AUAGAAGAAGAAUGUUUGCCUAACUUCAUUGUCUCGCAUGUAACUUGUGUGUAAGACCACAGUCCAUGUUAACUAUAUCUUACAAUUUUUGUUGAAAUAACUUUUAAUUAAUUCUAAUUUGAUAUAAUACGGACAGAAUGGAUAAGAAUCAGAAAGUUAUUAAGGAUGAAAUCGAUAUUCGCGAUGAUUCUAUUUGGAAUACGAAUGUUAAACAAGAAUUAAGUGAUGAAAAACAUUUUGUCGCUUUUCAAAAUGUAGAUAUAAUUAAUAUGCAUCCUAUUAAACAAGAAAUAAGUGACGAUUUAAACACAGUUCAAGUAUUUGAAGAUUUUAUCGUGGCCGUAAAAAAAGAGGAAAACUUUAAUAUAGUUGAUAAACCCAAUAAUCAAAAGAAAUUUAAAUCUUUGAGAAUAAAAACUGAAAAGGGAACUAAAUCACGAGUGUUGUUAAAAAAUGGAAAACAUCUUAAUCUGAAUACUAUUAAUGGGAUUAUAAUCUGUGAGUUAUGUGGAAAUUUAUACACAAAACGAAUCGAAAUCUUUUGGCACUUUUCCACAAGUCAUUGUAUGAAACAGGAAUUUUACCAGAAAAAUGAAUGUUGUAGAAAAAAUCGAACAAUAGAAUCUGCUGUUAACAGUAAUGUGAAAAAUGACAUUGAAACUGUUAAGGAUGGUUGGAAAAACGAAAAAUCUGAUAAUUCCAAGUCAAGUAUAUGUGAUGGUCAGAAGAAAAAUGAUUUAAAUGCAAGCAAAAACUCAUUCAAUUGUGACAUUUGCUUGAAAAGUUUUCCACGAAAAUAUAGUUUAAACAAACAUUCACGUAUUCAUACAGGGGAAAAGCCUUUUAAAUGUGACAUUUGUUUGAAAUCAUUCCUACGGAAAUUUCAUUUGAUUGAACAUUUGUGUACACACACAGGAACCAAAAAAUUUAAGUGUGAUAUUUGUUUAAAAAAUUUUGCUCAGAAAGGUGGUUUGAAGACACAUUUGCGUAGUCACACUGGAGAAAAGCCAUUCGAAUGUGAUAUUUGUGCAAAAACUUUUACACAGAAAGGUAGUUUGAUGGAACAUUUACGUAAUCACACAGGAGAAAAGCCGUUUAAAUGUGAAAUGUGUUUGAUAAGUUUUUCACGAAAAUCGUGUUUGAAAAAACAUUUGAUAACUCACAAAGAAGAAAAGACAUUCAAAUGCGACAUUUGUUUAAAAAGUUUUUUCCAUAAAUUUAAUUUUAAUAUACAUUUGAAAAGCCAUUCAAUAGAAAAACUAUUCAAAUGUGAAAUCUGUUCAAAAACAUUUUUACAUAAACAUCAUUUAAACAGACAUUUACGUAGUCACACAGGAGAAAAGCCGUUUGAAUGUGAUAUUUGUUUGAGAAAGUUCACACAGAAAUCUUCUCUGAAAAUACAUUCAAUUUCUCACGAAACAGAAAAACCGUUCAAAUGUGAAAUUUGUUUGAAAAGUUUUUCACAUAAAUUUACUUUUAAUACGCAUUUGCAAAGUCAUACAAAAGAAAAGCUAUUCGAAUGUGAAAUCUGCUUGAAAAUUUUUUUGCAUAAGCAUCAUUUAAAUAGACAUUUGCGCAUUCACACAAAGGAAAAGCCAUUUAAAUGUGACAUCUGUUCAAAAAUUUUUUCACAAAAUUCUAGUAUGAAAAGACAUUUGCUUGGACACACUGCAGAUAAUUCACACAAAUGUCACAUUUGUUCAAAGACUUUUUCCCAGAAAAUCAAUUUGAAUACACAUUUGCUAAGUCACACAGGAGAAAAACCAUUCAAAUGUGAAAUUUGUUCGAAAAGUUUUUACCGAAAAUCUUCUUUGAAAACACAUUCAGUUACUCACAAAGAAGAAAAGCCUUACCAAUGUGACAUUUGUUUUAAAAGUUUCUCACAAAAAAUUCAUUUGAAUACACAUUUUAUAAGUCAUACAAAAGAAAAGCUAUUCAAAUGCGAAAUCUGCUUGAAAAGUUUUUUACACAAACAUCAUUUAAAUAGACAUUUGCUUAGUCACACAGGAGAAAAUCCAUUCAAAUAUGAGUGUUGAGAGCUUAUACUUACACUAUUAAAUAACUUAAAUCAAAAUUAAAUUUGCGAAUAAUGAAUACAAACAAGUGACUUCUAAUAUUUAUUCAACUCUGCUUCUUUUUUACACCUUGCCGGUCUAGCGACCAACACGCAACCAGGCGACGUUGCCGCCUUUACAAGUAAAUAUAAAUUCUUAACGUAAUAAAUAAAAAUGUAUUGAGCACAAACAAUAAGAUUUGUUAAAAAAACUUCAUCAAGCUGUAUAAGAAAAUAUAAUUAUUUUAAUUUUGUAAUAGUUCUUGUACCAGUCCUUUAUUUGGUGCACGUUAAACUUGGAAAAAAAUAGAGUUUUCAGUACACACAAAUUUCGAAUGUAUAAAAACUACUUUAAUAUUUUUUUUACAGUGUUGCUAAAAAAUGGAAAACAUCUUAAUCUGAAUAUUAUUAAUGGGAUUAUAAUCUGUGAAUUGUGUGGAUUAUUAUAUGCGAAACAAAUCGAAUUCCUUUGGCACUUUUCCACAUGUUAUUGUAUGAAGAAUGAAUCUUGUAGAAAAAAAGGAACGACAGACAGUGCUGUUAACAAUAAUGCGAAAACUGAAAUUGAAACUGUUGAGGAUGGUUGGAAAAUCGAAAAAUAUAAUAGAAAAUGUGAUAAUUCCAAGUCAAGUAUAUGUGGUGGUCAAAAGAUAAAUGAUUUAAACUUAUUCGAAUGUGACAUUUGUUCCAAAACUUUUUCACGAAAAUACAGUUUAAAUAAACAUUCACGUAUUCAUACAGGGGAGAAGCCUUUUAAAUGUGACAUGUGUUCGAAAUCUUUCUUAUGGAAAUUCAAUCUGAUUCAACAUUUGUGUGUACAUACGGGAGAAAAAAAAUUCAAGUGUGAUAUUUGUAUGAAAAAUUUUUCUCAGAAAGGUGGUUUGAAGACACAUUUGCUGCUUCACACAGGAGAAAAGCCAUUCGAAUGUGAUAUUUGUGCAAAAACUUUCACACAGAAAGGUAGUUUGAUGGAACAUUUGCGUACACACACAGGAGAAAAACCAUUCAAAUGUGACAUUUGUUUGAGAAGCUUUUUACGGAAACCUUGUUUGAAAAAACAUUUGAUAACUCACAAAGAAGAAAAGACAUUCAAAUGUGACAUUUGUUUGAAAAGUUUUUUCCAUAAAUUUAAUUUUAACAUACAUUUGAAAGGCCAUAAAAAAGAAAAAUCAUUUAAAUGUGAAAUCUGUUUAAGAAAAUUUUCACAUAAACAUCAAUUAAAUAGACAUUUGCGCGUUCACACAAGGGAAAAGCCAUUUAAGUGUGACAUCUGUUCGAAAACUUUUUCACAGAAUUAUAGUUUGAAAAUACAUUUGCUUGGACAUACUGCAGAUAAUUCACACAAAUGUCACAUUUGUUCAAAGACUUUUUCCCAGAAAAUCAAUUUGAAUACACAUUUGCUUAUUCACGCAGGAGUAAAACCAUUCAAAUGUGAAAUUUGUUUGAAAAGUUUUUUACAUAAACAUCAUUUAAAUAGACAUAUGCGUAGUCACACAGGAGAAAGGCCGUUUAAAUGUGACAUUUGUUCAAAAACUUUUACACAAAAAAAUAAUUUGGAUAGACAUUUAAUUAAUCACACAGAAAAAAGGCCUUUCAAAUGUGACAUUUGUUUAAAAUGUUUUUCCCAGAAAUAUAAGUUGAAAAAACAUUUACUUAGUCACGGUGGAGACUAACAAUUGUGACUUUUGUUUAAAAACUUUUUUAUAUAAAAAUAGUUCAAAAUUACAUUUGAGAAAAACCAUUUCACCAGGAAUUUCAAUAAAAUUAUUGUUAAUUGUAAUUGUGCAAGUUGAGUUUUUAUCUAUAAAUAUGAAGAAGUAUUGUAAGAAAUUGGAAGUCUAGUAAUGAAUCUGUUAUAGAAGCUCGAAAUUUGUAAUUUUUCACUAUUAAAUAAAUUUGCUUUUUUAAAAAUAGAGUUUUAGAAGACAAAAACGUGAUUUACAUAAAGUCCAGUCAUUAUAUGGGUUGACUUCAGAAAAUCGAGGUGAAUGCUUACCAACAACAACUUGUUAAUGCACAAUCCAAGGCUCGGAAACUCUCUGGGGCGGAUGCC
Diorhabda sublineata is the source of this 4106-nucleotide messenger RNA. RefSeq names its product zinc finger protein OZF-like. Gene Ontology annotation, biological process: regulation of transcription by RNA polymerase II. NCBI's taxonomy places the organism in Eukaryota, Metazoa, Arthropoda, Insecta, Coleoptera, Chrysomelidae. Gene Ontology annotation, molecular function: RNA polymerase II cis-regulatory region sequence-specific DNA binding; DNA-binding transcription activator activity, RNA polymerase II-specific. The coding region runs from base 138 to 2036 and encodes 632 amino acids. Gene Ontology annotation, cellular component: nucleus. The record is from RefSeq and is a predicted model, not a curated record. The transcript is spliced from 2 exons.